Molecule: messenger RNA, 1583 nt
Organism: Drosophila grimshawi
Lineage: Eukaryota; Metazoa; Arthropoda; Insecta; Diptera; Drosophilidae
Gene: PIG-A
Product: phosphatidylinositol N-acetylglucosaminyltransferase subunit A
Exons: 3
Coding region: 43-1455 (470 amino acids)
Biological process (GO): GPI anchor biosynthetic process
Cellular component (GO): glycosylphosphatidylinositol-N-acetylglucosaminyltransferase (GPI-GnT) complex
Molecular function (GO): phosphatidylinositol N-acetylglucosaminyltransferase activity
Source: RefSeq, a predicted model, not a curated record
AUCAACUGGAUGUGAAGGAAACAAUUGCAAUAAAUGUGAAAAAUGCGCAUUUGCAUGGUUUCUGACUUCUUCUACCCGAGCAUUGGCGGCGUCGAGGAACAUGUAUACAAUUUAUCCCAAAUGCUGCUCGCACUUGGCCACAAGGUUAUUGUGUUAACUCACGCAUAUGGCGACUGCAGCGGCGUCCGCUAUUUGACGCACGGCCUCAAAGUUUAUUAUCUGCCGAUUAGGGUCUGUUACAAUCAGUGCAUUCUGCCAACAGCCGUUUGUAAUGUGCCCAUGCUGCGUGCAGUUCUGCUGCGUGAGCGCAUCGACGUUGUGCAUGGUCACUCUGCGUUCAGCGCCUUGGCGCAUGAGGCACUAAUGGUGGGCGCUCUGCUCGGAAUGAAGACAGUCUUCACGGAUCAUAGUUUGUUUGGCUUUGCGGAUUUGUCGGCGGCUUUGACGAAUAAACUCCUGGAGAUCACUCUAAGCAUGGUGAACCAUGCGAUUUGUGUGUCGCACAUUGGCAAGGAGAACACCGUUCUGCGAGCACGUGUGGCCAAGAAACGUGUUUCGGUGAUUCCCAACGCAGUGGACACCGCCCUCUUCACUCCCGAUCCCUGUCGUCGUCCGGCGGAUGGAAUUAUUAAUAUUGUGAUCGCUUCACGGCUUGUUUAUCGCAAGGGCAUUGAUCUGUUGGCUGGGGUCAUUCCACGCUUUAGGAGCACACCCAACGUACACUUCAUCAUUGUCGGCGAUGGCCCGAAACGGGAUCUGCUCGAGGAGAUCAGGGAGAAGACAAAUAUGCAGGACCGUGUGCAGAUCUUGGGCGCUGUGGAGCAUGCUCAGGUGCGGGAGGUCCUUGUGCGUGGCCAUAUAUUUGUAAAUACCUCGUUGACGGAGGCCUACUGUAUGGCCAUUGUGGAGGCGGCCUCCUGUGGCCUCCAAGUCGUUUCCACCAGCGUUGGCGGCAUACCAGAAGUGCUUCCGAGUAGUUUAAUCCUGCUCGUGGAGCCGGAAAUUGAAGCCAUCUAUUCAGCCAUCUUGGUGGCCAUCGAUAGGCAUGUGAAUCGUGUAGACAAUCCGCCGGAGAUGCGCUCCAAGCAGCGACGAGGUCGACGCAAAAAGCAUCUAAAGCAGAAGGAGGAGUUAAAGGAGGAUGAGGAAUCCCAGCCACGUCCAGUUGCAGCUGGUAAUUCUGAGGAACCCGUCCUCUGCCCACAUCGUUGUAAUGAGCUCGUGGAGACGCUGUACAACUGGGAGGAUGUUGCCCGGCGUACGGUUAAAGUCUACGAACGAGUGAAAAGGGAACCAGCUUUUACCCUCAGCGAGUUGAUCUUUGCCGUUUAUCAAUGUGGAGCUUGGUUUCUGGCCUUCCUCGUUGUGGGACACUUUACGCUGCUCCUGCUGGAACGUUGGCGUCCUCGCCGCCGCAUCGAGGUUGCCCAUGAACCGGACAGACAGUUGGAUUAGUAAUAGUUUCAAAUGUAUUCCAUUUGGGCUUCCAAACAUGCCCCAAAAAAAGAAAGAAAAUAACUGCCAUUUUUAUAGUUGGACAAUUUUAUCAAUUAUUUAAUUAAAUAUAUAUAUAUGACACCUUA